CCUUCCCUAAACUCAUCACUGGGGGCUGGCUGUCAUCAGCCCAGUCUCAUCCCUGCAGGGUACCAACCAAGGGAAUAGAAAAACAGAGUUUGAAUUACACACAGAAACAUUUUCUGCAGCCAGUUAUAAACCCUGUGAACUAAUGAAGCUGGAAAACAGGCCUAGAGUAAGUUUCCCCCUCCCCCUCCAGUUUUACCAGCUCAGCAAGGGCUGUACCCGCCCAGGACCUUGUUUGUUGAUUCAAGCUCAGCCAGGCUUCAAUAAGAAAACCUUGUCAGGAGAAUUGAUUUUAUUUUCAUAGCCUGGCUCCAGCCUUCCUCUUCAUGUCCAGCUGGGAUGAGUAAGCAUCCUUAGGGAUAGCCUGUCUUCUCCAGGACCCAGACACGAAUGCCCCCUCAUGGCCAAAGAAGGUAGUGCAGAGGUGAAGCAAAGGGUUCUGUGCUGCGAUAGAGACCUGAGUUCAUGUUUGGCUCUGCCACAAUUUGCUGUGUGACUUUGGGCAAACUGUUCACCAUCUCUGGGCUUUGAAAAAGGAGGAAGUUGGCCUGGAUAAGCAAAAAGUCUUCCAGUUUGGAAAGUCUGACCCCCACUGCCUUCCUGCUCCCCGCCCAGUCCUGUGCUUGGCUACCAUUCAUAGCUUGUGCACUGAAGGGGAAUGCUUGGGCACAUUUCACCAGGUCUUGUCUCCUCCAUCUUAAUUGAAUGGAAGAGGAGGGAGAUGGGGCCGGUGGGUAGGUGAAUGCUUUUGGUGCUAGUAGCCAUGAGGCUUUGAUGCAUCUGCUAAUAGGCCCAUUUCCUUACAACUGAUUUCUUUUAUGGAAAAAAGAUAGCCGUGAACAUUCAGCACAGGCGACUUUGACUUCAUCUGCCUCCAGGCAAGAGUGGCAGUAAUCUCUGGGCAGAAUUCCUUCAACAAAUAUUUGUUGGGCAUCUACUGUCUGCCAGGGACUGGGCAGAGAGGAGUAAGACCUGGUUGCUGCCCUCAGCACAAAACCAAGGACAGAGCAUUCUUCCCCAAGGAGGAGGGCCCCUGAGGCCUAGGAAGUUACAAAUAAGGGAGGAUGGGGUGGCCUAUCUGAUGCCAGAACUUACAUUGAGCCGAUUUCCUGGAAAUCUAGAGAGGGUCUGGAGCACUUCCUGAGCAGCAUGUGGUAGAGCUCAUGGCCAUCCUGUCCCCAAGCCCUGAGCUCCUGGUCCCCAGGCCUUUGCUGCUCUGGCCAGCCAAAGGCAGAGAAGCACCUGGCCACCUUGGGCUGAGGUGUACUUCCCCAGGUCACAUCAGUUCCCCUAAAGAAGCUGAACGGCCUGGGGAGGGGCCUGGAGCCACCACCAUCAUGGAGCAGCCACAGUACCCAAGCACCCAGACUGUGGUCAUAGCUCCUGCCCCAGGGGGCGUGCAUAGGGCAGGGGCUGACCACAGGGACCUGAGCCCACAGAGGUGGGGACUGUUCCCAAUGGGGCUGUGGCAGGCCAGAGUGUGGCUGCCACUCCACUCUGCUCUCAUGCCAGGCAGGCACAUGGUCCUUGCCCUCAAGAAGCUCACAGCCCAAGCCCAGUUAACCCCUACAUUUUCAAGCACGGUAAGAGUGCAGCAGGGCCAUCUCCCUCCCUGGUGCUCUAUUUCCUGUGCCUACUUGGUCUGGGUCACACACCACCUUUCCCAGAAGCCCCAAGAGAGAAUUAGGCCAAAGGGCUUCGGCAUCCAGUGCUUCACAAUCCAGAAAGCUGCCAAAGCGGUGACUUUGGGUGAACUGAGGCUCCUAUGGCCCGCUGGUGCUGCCCCAGCGCUCCCCGUCCACCUGGCUGACAAACCCAGUUCCCGAGAUUUCUGGCUAGACAUGGCGGACUCAGCUCGGGCCUGGGGAGCAGAGGGUUUUUAGAAAAGCGAGCAGAAGGUAGUGUCACUCCUAAGUAGAAGAUAACAACAACAAUUUAGACAGAGAUUGGAUUGAUGGUUACCAGAGGAGACCGGGGUAGGGAGGAGGACGAAAGGGCUGCUUGGGGCACAUGCCAAUGGCGAUGGAUUGUAAUCAGUCAUUGGCUGGUGAACAUGAUGUAAUCUACACAGAAGUCGAAAUAUGCUGAUGUACAUCUGAAAUUUAUAUAAUGUUAUAAACCAAUGUUACCGCAAUUUUUUUAAAAAUGGAAAGUAGUGUCAAAGGACCCAUGGUGGGGGCGCAGGGAGCCGACGCCUGAGCUCUGGAAUAGCGUCCUUCGUCAGGUGCAAGGGGGUCUGGAGGUGCUUCUGCCUCGACAGCCCCCUACACGGGCGCCCUCCGGCAUCUCUGAGCUCCCAAGGAUCCUAGAGGUGCUCGUCAAGCCACAUGUAACCCUCCGAGGUCCUUCGCCCCGGGCAGGGAAGUAAAGCGUGAAGCAGAACGCGCACGCGCACGCGCGACGGCCCCGCCCCUCGCCCGCCUCGGCCCGCCCCUUCCGCCCUUUGGGGCGGAGCUAAGCGUGGCUUCCGCCGGAAGUCCGGAACUGAGCCGAAAAUCAAGCCCAGCUGCUGAGUGCUGGCUGUCGCUCCUGCGUCCUCCAGAGCGGAGCACCGUCCUUGUCUCCCACGCCCCAAUUUAGAAUUUUCACAUCCACCUCUUAGAAGGUCGUGAGACCUCACCCCAUCCCCUUUAUCCCAGUUCCAGCUGCACGUUACUGCAGAACCUGAACCCAGGAAAGGAACCUCUUUCCCGCCCGGCCCGCCUUUGCCCGGAUCGGUGGAGGCCCGGGAGGUUCUCGCCCGGCUUCCCGCCUCGCCUCCCGCACUCCUGCCUGGGCCCCGGGGCCCCUCCCCCGCCCGACCAUGGCCCAGAAGCCGAAGGUAGACCCCCACGUCGGCCGGCUGGGAUACCUGCAGGCGCUGGUCACGGAGUUCCAGGAGACGGAGAGCGAAGACGCCAAGGAGCAAGUCCUGGCCAACCUCGCCAACUUCGCCUAUGACCCCAGCAACUACCAGUAUCUGCGGCAGCUGCAGGUCCUGGAUUUAUUCCUCGAUUCGCUGUCGGAGGAGAAUGAGACCCUGGUGGAGUUUGCUAUUGGAGGCCUCUGCAACCUGUGCUCAGACAAGGCCAACAAGGAACACAUCCUGCAGACAGGGGGCGUCCCGCUCAUCAUCAACUGCCUGUCCAGUCCCAACGAGGAGACUGUGCUAUCUGCUGUCACCACGAUCAUGUACCUGAGCUCGCCAGGCUCUGGCUCCCACCCCGAGCUGACCGCCAUGCCCGUGGUCCAGUGCAUGCUGCGCUUCUCUCUCUCGGCCAACACGAGGCUCCGGAACCUGGCCCAGAUCUUCUUGGAAGACUUCUGUUCCCCAAGCCAGGUGGCUGAAGCCCGCAGCUGGCGGGCUCACUCUGCCUUGGGUAUCCCCCUGCCAAAGACUGAGGCCCCACAGCAGCCCUGAUCCAAGGAGACCUCGGGCCAUGGCACCCUUACUGCCAGAGACAAGACUAAAUCCUCAGAGGGCUCGGGAAGCAGGAGCAGCAUAGCUCCCACUGAGCACAUCCUCCCCAAAUGGUGCCUUUUCGGCCAUUGUAAAGGUGAGUUUCCUCAGCGUGACAGGUAUUUACACUGAUGAAAGGCGUUAGGAGAUGAGUGAAGAAGCCAAACUUCUAGACACACGGAGAAGGAAAUCAAAGCUGGUGCCACUGUCACAGGCUGCCGCUCUGAACCAACUGGAGGCGAAGGUCCUGCCUCCCAGCCCACCCCACUGCCAGGCUCGCACCCUCACGUAAGAAGCAACCGGGUCCCUAGAUCCAGAGACUUUGCAGAAGGCUCUUCUCCUGAGGAACAGCUGGGCCUGGGGCUCAGGAGAACUGCCUGAGCUGGAGGCUUUGAGGAAUAGGCUUCACCACUUAACAGAAUUGUCUGGAGUGGUUUGGAGGAAUAGAAAUGAGAAGUUGUUAAAAGUAUCUCGGGGCUCUGGGAAGGUGUCGUGCCCACUCCAGGGCUCUGAAGCCUGGGUACUGCCCGACAAGCUGUCCAGGCCAGGCACCGGGCAUGGUGGGCACCAGCCUAGAGAACGCUAUGGCCCAGGACUAACUGUUUAUUCACACAGGCCUGUCUGCCAGGCACCACGUUAGGGCUUCAAAGACGAAGAUGUGGUCCCUGCUCUUGAGUGACGCAGCCCAGUGACUGUUAACAUGGCCGUCAGGCAUUAAGCCCAAGCCAUGAGGGUGAUGACAUAUCAGAACACAGGCACAAAUCCACGGAGCUGUGUCCUCUUCCCUCAGUACCCCAAGGUCCCCACCUGAAAGCCCUGGCCCUCCUCCUCCGCCAUCACGGUUAGUGGCAGGGAGUCCCUGUCUCAGGCUCAGGAGGGCUUCAGGGACACAAGGAAGAGCGGCGCUCAAGGGGAGGACCAGGUACUGACACACAGUGUGUGCUCGGAUUCACAGUGUGCGCUGCUCAGCGUGCGGGAAGGGGUGUGCGACUCCCAGUGGAGCUUUAGGAGCAGUGGAGGGUCCUGGUCUCCCUUCUGUACUCCCUUUAAGGUUGACCUCUUACAUGCCCAAGGAAAGGCAGAGGCAGAGGGAUGGUGUCCAGGUGGACGCGGAGGUGGGGCAGAUUAUGGGACUGAUGGAUAAGGAUUAUGGGACUGAUGGAUAA
This is a messenger RNA of Equus quagga, 4602 nucleotides long. It is a transcript of the gene ARMC7, whose product is annotated as armadillo repeat containing 7. The transcript is spliced from 3 exons. Gene Ontology annotation, molecular function: protein binding. Bases 2801 to 3397 code for a protein of 198 amino acids. Lineage: Eukaryota; Metazoa; Chordata; Mammalia; Perissodactyla; Equidae. The record is from RefSeq and is a predicted model, not a curated record.